AACACUGACGGCACUAUUUACUUUCCACCACAUACUCAGCAGACACACUUUAGCGUUCGAAGCGAGUGUUUGAAUUUUCUCCCAGACUUUAUGAAGAUUUGAAAACAUUUGACCAUGGAUGGAGAUGUGCUGUCGUUGUCUUCUUUCUCGUCAUUAUCUUCCUCAGCAGCGUCUGGGACACAGAAAGAAACUUCACCAAAAAGCUACAGCAGCCUCCCUCAGAGCCAACAGGAUCACAAAUCAACUGAAGAAUUAUGGACGGGGGAUGUGGGUCCAGUGGGAGGUCGGCUGCUGUCCACUGAGGAGCAGGUCACUCUGAUCACUGAGAGCAUGAUCGUCACCUCCACUGACCAGGAGAAACUGCAGCUGCUCAACAAGAACACUGAGCUCCGCAGAGUCAACAAAGAGCUGAUGAAGCUCAAUGAGGACUGGGACCAGGUGUACCGCAGUGCCACGCUGGGUCUACAGAGCAGACUGGAGGCGUUGGAGCUUGAGAACACUGCCAUCAAACAGCUCAACGGCAGACUGCUGCUCAAAGUCGACCACCAGCAGAGUGCAAAGGAGUACUAUGAGCAGGCAUUGAUGCAGGAGCUGAGAAAGAACCAGGAGCUGCAUGAAUACAUCAGAUUGUUGGAAAACAGAAUGCACCAGCCGGACAGAGACAGACCUCCUGCCCCACAGGGCAGCUUCAGUGCUGUGAUACACGGUCCCCUGUCGGGCCCCAUCACUGAUCCUCCUGGAUGUCCCGAACUGUCGCCCAGUCACGUCUCUGGGUACAGCCCCUCAUCCACCCUUUCACACCCUUCUUCCAGCCCAGAGGCAGGGUGGCAAGGAAAAAGCCAGAAAAGUGCUACCCCACUGGGAGAAGUGAAGGCUCUAAAAGAGCAGCUGGAGGCACUGCAAUGUCAGACCCAGAUUUAUGAAGAAGAAUAUCAGACAGAGCAUAAUGACCACAAACGCACGCUGCAAGAGAACCGCAGGCUGAGGAGGAAGAGGGAGGAGACGCGCCAACAGGUGGCACUGCUGCAGGAGCAGCUCAAGGUCUAUGAGGAUGACUUCCGACGGGAGCGGUCUGACAAACAGAUGCUGCAGCGGCUAUUGCUGAAGAAAACGCCUCCGAACAAGGACCCCGUGCUCGUCCACCGCUGCAAUAAUGAGCAGCAGCCAGCAGGAGGAGACACGAGGACACAGAGUGGAGAAAAGAGAAAACAGCACCACCCACUCUGCCCCAAACACCCCAACAGGGACUAGGAGUCAGGGUGGGGGGGGGGGGGCAUCAUCAUAAAACAGUCAAAUUAAGUUAUAUAUUAAUGACCCUGCUAAAUGUUAGCACUCAAUCUUCACUUAUCCUUCACCUUCCUCACUGACAUUACUUCAAUCUGAUUAAUGAAGGCAAAUUCAUGUUGUUGUUUAUGGAAAAUAGUCAAAUAUGAGUAUAUCCUUGGUUAGAUACAUUUCUGUUCUUUAGGGUUUGUUCUGCUACCCCUCAUAAUAAAGAAGGUUAUAGUUAGAUUGAAGUUUAUUUUCUACAGGGACUUCCUGUAUAUUACGGACCAUAUCAGAACAAGUUCUCAGUUUGUUACGUAUAUUUAAUUAAUAUAUCUAAUACAAAUAUUUGUUGAUACAUCUCAAUAUACCCUAGCUGUUAAUCUAAAGGUAAUGUUUUUGUUUACUCAGAAUUUUGACACAUUUUAAAGCCAUUAAAAAAUAUA
Molecule: messenger RNA, 1712 nt
Organism: Notothenia coriiceps (black rockcod)
Lineage: Eukaryota; Metazoa; Chordata; Actinopteri; Perciformes; Nototheniidae
Exons: 7
Coding region: 115-1251 (378 amino acids)
Biological process (GO): cellular response to lipopolysaccharide; regulation of transcription by RNA polymerase II
Source: RefSeq, a predicted model, not a curated record